AUGGAUUCUUAUUCAUAUGCAGCUAUUUCUUCUUCUUCUUCUUCCUCUAAUUCUAUUCCAUAUCAACAAGAAGUAAAGAAAAACAAAGCAUUACCUUCAUACCAUUCCUCACUUCAUGGAGUUCGUAGGCUCCCAUUAAAACCAAUGACAAAACAACCAAUUGCACCGUUGCCACCAACACCUCCAAAAAUCUACCGAGUGGAACCUGUUAAUUUCAAGGAAGUUGUUCAAAUGCUCACUGUUGCACCUGAGUUUCAAUCUGUUUUCAAUAAUUCGAGCUCUGAUUCCGACUCUAGUUCUAAUAAUUCCAAUUCAAGGCGUUUGAAGGAUGUGGCUCCUCCUCCACUUGAUCUCUCACCAGUUUCAUUACCAAGAAACAGCAUUGCUGCAGAAUGGCGAGAGUUCCUUCGUCCUUCUUCCUCCUCAAACAACCGAGCUGAAUCAAUUAGUGCGGCCUACAAUGAGUCAACAAUUGAAGCACAAGAAAGAUCACAUGAAACGCCUCAAAAUCCAUCAGAUAAUAUUUUUGGAUCAUGCAGUCCGCUGGCUAAUUUCCCUCUAUCGCCUGCUUCUUUUGCAUGGUGCUCUUCUAUUCUUCUGAGCCCUGGCACGCUUGCUUCACCAAGCACCGUUCUCUAG
Messenger RNA from Nicotiana tabacum (common tobacco), 639 nucleotides. RefSeq lists its product as uncharacterized. The record is from RefSeq and is a predicted model, not a curated record. NCBI's taxonomy places the organism in Eukaryota, Viridiplantae, Streptophyta, Magnoliopsida, Solanales, Solanaceae.